This is a messenger RNA of Naegleria gruberi, 903 nucleotides long. RefSeq lists its product as uncharacterized. NCBI's taxonomy places the organism in Eukaryota, Heterolobosea, Eutetramitea, Acrasida, Naegleriidae. The transcript has a single exon. Bases 1 to 903 code for a protein of 300 amino acids. The record is from RefSeq and is a predicted model, not a curated record.
AUGUCUUCUACUCAACAAAAUCAAUACACUUCUGUAAUUGUUAUUGGAGCUGGUGGAAAUUGUGGUCUCGAAAUUGCCAAAGCAAUCUUAGAACAUUACCCACAAGUCAAGUUGACCUUGCAUGUUAGAAAUGAGGAAAAGGUUGCCUCUUUGAAAGAAAAGGGAGCUAAUGUAAUUGUUGGGGAUAUUCUCUCAACAAGUGAAGAGGAGCUCGUAAAUGCAUUGUCUGGUAAAGAGGUAGUCAUCACUGCUCUUGCAGCUAAUCCUGAGCUAUUGCUUCAAGGUCAAUUGAAACUCAUUGAAGCUUCCAAGAAGGCAGGUGUAAAAAAGUACCUUCCAACAACCUAUGGUUUGAAUUUAAAUCUUUUCAAACCUGAGGAAAGUAUGUUAAAUGAUGCCAAGUUCAAAAUUACUGAAACUAUCAAACAAAGUGGUUUAGAAUGGACUCAAGUGAAUGUUGGAAUCUUUGCUCAUAUGGCUUCCUUCUUAUUAUUCAACAAGUUUGACACAGAAACCAAGACAGUUCAUUACAAUGGUGAUUUGAGUGAAAAGGUUGAUGUUAGCUUUUUAGAAGAUAUUGGAAAGUUUGUAGCUAAAGCUGCUAUCAGAAAGGAUAUUGUUGGUGAUAUUAAUGUUGCUUCUGACACUUUGACAGUUAAGGAAAUUGCUCAUUUCAUUCAUGGUGAAAAUAUUGAAUUCAAACAAGAUCAAACAGCAGCUGAUUGGAUUAAAUCCAUCCAAGAAAGAAUUGCCGAAAAGUUAAAUUCUCCAAGUGAAUUAUUUCCAAUUCUUUUGGAGCAAUUAAGAUGGACAAUUAUUUCAGGAAGAAGAGUUGAAAGCUCCAAUAGUAAUCUCUUCCAAGAUAUCAAACCAAGAUUAUUCAAAACAAUCAAUCAACAAUAA